AUGUCCCCCGCCUCUAUCCAAAAUGAUCAAGAUACCGACUCCGACUCCGACGUCGAGUUCGAGGAUGUCCCAAUCUCCCUCCCAAGCAGACCCAGAAACAGGGAAGAUACAGGAAUCCCGAUCACCAUCCCCUCACCACAACCACAAUGGACGCCAACUCUAUCACUCCCGCAACAGCGAAGCCAACCUAUCUCCUCCGGCUCCGAGGAAGAAACCCAGAUCCGAGGCCAAAUCAGCACCGGGAUAGAGAGAGUCACAUACCGCAAAAUGAAAUCCGAUAUGGGCAUGGAUGCACCAGAUACACCAAUUUCGGAACGCAGGUAUGAGAGCUUCAAAGAGCUCGCCGCGGAGGUGGAGGGUCUUGUUGAUACACUUUGGGCGUCGGCAACACCGGCAAUUCAAACUGAAGCCCUCAUCACCCUAGCAGGCCUAACCCAAACCUCCCUCCCAGCCUUCCCCUUCGAUGCCCCACCAACCCUAAACAUCCUCCACAAGUUCGACUGCAUCUUCGCAGCGCUGUGUACAGGCACGCAUCCACUUACCGGUGCCGUUCUACCCGGCGCACAACCGGGCCAGUCUGUUGCGACGGAGACGCAGAAAGUGCGGAUCCGGAGUUUGGCGGAGAGGACGAGAUAUCAAGUUUUUUCCUGUUUGGCCAAGUCGGAUGAGAGAGUGGAUGCUGCUACUGCUUCUAAUGGUAAUGCUAAUGGAUAUGGGGAUGAUGAGGACGAGGAUAGUGGCGACGAGGUUGAUGAUCCGUGGAUGUUAGAAGCUACGCGGGUUUACGAGAAAAGUCUUAUGUUGCUUGCGGAGCAAGAUCCUGAUGUGGAAGGGGGUAUGGAUGAGUUUAACUGUUUGUAG
Messenger RNA from Penicillium robsamsonii, 861 nucleotides. Its product is annotated as general transcription factor IIH subunit TFB6 family. NCBI's taxonomy places the organism in Eukaryota, Fungi, Ascomycota, Eurotiomycetes, Eurotiales, Aspergillaceae. Gene Ontology annotation, cellular component: transcription factor TFIIH holo complex. The record is from RefSeq and is a predicted model, not a curated record. The coding region runs from base 1 to 861 and encodes 286 amino acids. The transcript has 2 exons.